AUGAGCAGUCAGUCCCAGGAGCAGCCGGCCCAGAGGGGCUCCUUCGGCACUCUGCAGUUCCCGGUGCUGAAACUCUACUCCACAGAUGGAAGACGGGUUGAUGGACUUGCUGCUCUCAUUUUGUGCUCUGGUGUGGUUGUAGCAGCGGGCAAUGAAUCAUUCAGGUUGGCAAACUACAGAUUUCAAAAGAAUAGCCAGACGGCACAAGCCAUGUUUAUGGAGACAAGUGAAACAUCUUUCUCACAACUUCAAACCUUUAACAAUAGUAAAUCAUCUCAUGGAAAAAGUGCCAGAAAAUUCUCUCCAUCUUCAGAAAGUUACAUUGUGAAGCAAAUCAACAAAUCCCGGUAUGGGAACUUGAACAGCCACCAUGUUCCCAAUGGAUCAGUGGACGCAGACACAGUCAUAGAAACAUGCGCACUCAACGGAUGCUGUUGGGACACCGCGCGAAGCAGGACGCAUAGCUCCACAGAGAAAAAUCCACGCACUAUACACAACAUGUCCUACAGAGGUACUACCACCACCGCCUCACGCUCUUCGUACAGAAAGAUGUUUGGAGGGGACCGACCCACAUCCAGGACCACGUAUACAAGCCGCCAAUACACCAGCCCUGUCCGCUCUUCACGUGUUUCUUUCGGCGUCUCCUCCGCUCCGACCCUCUAUGCUUCCAAGACGCAGCGGCUCAGGAGCAGUGCGCCCAUGCCACGGCUCAACUCCGAAAACUUGGACUUUUCUCUGUCCGACGCCAUCAACUCCGAGUUCAUCACGACCCGCACCAAUGAGAAGGCGCAGAUGCAGUCUCUGAACGACCGCUUCGCCAGCUACAUUGACAAAGUGCGCUUCUUGGAGCAGCAGAACAAGAUCUUAUUGGCCGAGUUGGAGCAGCUCCGGGGAAAGGGCACGUCCCGGGUGGGAGAUCUGUACGAGGAGGAGAUGAGAGAGCUGAGGCGACAAGUGGACCAGCUCACCAACGAGAAGGCCCGCGUAGAGGUGCACCGGGACAACCUGGUGGAUGAUGGGGACCGGCUGAGAGAGAAGUUGCAGGAUGAAAUUGCGCUGCGAGACGAAGCUGAAGCCAACAUGCAGUGCUUCAGACAGGAUGUGGAUAAUGCAGCUCUGGCCAGACUGGACCUGGAGCGGAAAGUUGAGUCGCUUCAAGAUGAAAUCAACUUCCUCAAAAAGCUGCAUGAGGAGGAGAUGCUGGAGUUGCAGGGUCAGAUCCAGCAGCAGCAGAGCGUGCAAAUAGAUAUGGAGAUGGUCAAACCGGACCUGACGGCGGCUCUGCGGGACGUGCGGAUGCAGUAUGAGACACUGGCCUCCAAAAACAUCCAGGAGUCGGAGGAGUGGUACAAAUCUAAGUAUGCUGACCUGAAUGAAGCCGCAGCCCGAAAUAACGAGGCACUCAGAGUGUCUAAACAGGAGGCCAAUGACUACAGGCGUCAGGUGCAAGCCCUGACCUGUGAAGUGGACGCUCUCAAAGGAACUAACGAGUCUUUGGAGCGUCAGAUGCGGGAGAUGGAGGAGACCUUUUCCAUGGAGAACAGUGGUUACCAGGACACCAUUGCACGGCUGGAGGAGGACAUCCACAACAUGAAGGAUGAGAUGGCACGCCACCUCCGCGAGUACCAGGACCUGCUCAACGUCAAGAUGGCUCUGGACAUCGAGAUCGCCACCUACAGGAAGCUGCUGGAAGGAGAAGAGAGCAGAAUCUCUACUCCUUUGCCAAACUUCUCAUCUCUAAAUUUUAGAGAAACUAUGACGGACUUCAAGCCUCAUGUUGAAACUUCAACCACAAAGAAAGUCUUAAUCAAGACUAUUGAGACCAGGGAUGGGCAGGUGAUCAAUGAAUCUACUCAGAACCACGAGGAUUUUGAGUAA
Molecule: messenger RNA, 1878 nt
Organism: Knipowitschia caucasica
Lineage: Eukaryota; Metazoa; Chordata; Actinopteri; Gobiiformes; Gobiidae
Source: the annotation of a GenBank genome assembly